This is a messenger RNA of Funneliformis caledonium, 819 nucleotides long. The record is from the annotation of a GenBank genome assembly. NCBI's taxonomy places the organism in Eukaryota, Fungi, Glomeromycota, Glomeromycetes, Glomerales, Glomeraceae.
AUGUCUAAAAAUAAAUGUAAACGUCACUAUUAUAAAGUUACUGCUAAAAGUAUUUGUCCUACGAUCAAUGAAGUAAAAGGAUGGAACUUCCAAGAACUUCGUAAAUUUUUGGAAUCGAGGGAUAUUAAAUAUGAAGAUAUUAAUAUCAUCGACAAACAAAAUGUCGAUGGUUCAUCCUUCCUUGGGCUGACCGCAGCAACACUUGAGAGGUGGGGAAUACUAGGUGGACCAGCUAUAAAGAUCAAAAAGUUGGUCAAGGAAAUUCAAGGAGGCAAGUCUAAAAAUAUACUUACUGCGAAAAGUAUCCGUCCUACGAAAGAAGUAAACAAAUGGAGCUUCCAAGAAUUUCGUAAAUUUUUGGAAUCGAAAGACAUUAAAUAUGAAGAUAUAAUCAUCAUCGACAAACAAAAUGUCGAUGGUUCAUCCUUCCUUGAGCUGACCGCAAAGACUCUUGAACGGUGGGGAAUAUUAGGUGGACCAGCUAUAAAAAUUGAAAAGCUGAUCAAGGAAUUUAAACGAGGAUUUACUGGGGAAAUAUUCCUUCUUGUCGAUCAUUCGAAUUUGAUCGAACAAGGGAAAGAAACUGUGAAGCGUGAUGAGAAUCUAGUUGACAAGCCAAAUCUGUACAUUGAAUACGAAAAACUUCGAAAAAUGAUAGUAAAAGGACGAAAGUUGGGUGGCCCUACAGAAAUAUUUUGCUCUCGUCAUUCUCAAAACCAUGAUGACAAGAAGUUCGAUAGGCUUUGGAAUAAACGUAGAAAACAAGGUUUUGUCGUUAACCUCAUUGAACAAAAACCGCACAAGACGAGAGAAAAAAAA